Messenger RNA from Lolium rigidum, 1003 nucleotides. Its product is annotated as phosducin-like protein 3. Bases 48 to 803 code for a protein of 251 amino acids. NCBI's taxonomy places the organism in Eukaryota, Viridiplantae, Streptophyta, Magnoliopsida, Poales, Poaceae. Gene Ontology annotation, cellular component: cytoplasm. The transcript has 4 exons. The record is from RefSeq and is a predicted model, not a curated record. Gene Ontology annotation, biological process: protein folding.
UCUCCCCUCUCUCCCCGUCCCGAUCUCGCUCGACCGACCUUGCGGCCAUGGCGGACUACCACUUCGUGUACAAGGACGUGGAGGGGGCCACCACGCAGUGGGACGACAUCCAGCGCCGCCUCGGGAACCUGCCCGAGAAGCCGCCCGCCUUCAAGCCGCCGGAGUUCGUGCCCAGGGCCGACGCCGACGAGCAGCCCAAGUCCAAGGAAUGGCUCGACGACCGCGAGGCCGACGAGCUCGAGGACCUCGAGGACGACCUGGAGGACGACCGCUUCCUCGAGCAGUACAGGAGGAUGAGGCUUGCGGAGCUCAGGGAGGCGGCGAAAACCGCGAGGUUCGGCACGAUACAGCCCAUCACCGGCUCCGAUUUCGUGCGCGAGGUGUCGCAGGCUCCGCCGGAUGUCUGGGUUGUGGUCUUCCUCUACAAGGAUGCCAUACCAGAAUGUGGGCUGCUUCACACUUGCCUGGAGGAAUUGGCGACAAAAUACGCAGAAACCAAGUUUGUUAAAAUUAUCUCCACCGACUGCAUUCCCAACUACCCGGAUAGGAAUGUUCCCACAAUAUUGGUGUACAACAACAGUGCUGUCAAAGGAACUUAUGUUGGUCUUCAGAAGUUCGGCGGAAAGAAAUGCACACCUGAAUCUGUUGCGUUGGCGCUUUGCCACUCAGACCCAGUACUGAAUGAUGGGCAGGGUGGUGGCGAUUCAUCACGUAACAAUGUCAUGGAAGGCGUUCGCAGGAAGUUCAUAGAGAAGGUUGUCGCCCAGCAUGAAGCCCGGGAAGACGAAGAUGAUAGUGACUAACCUUAGUCUUUCUGCUAGUUUUUCUGUGGUAUCAUAUCUUGUCUUCCGGGGACGAUGGUUGUCUCAGCUUACUGAUGUUAUUUUGUUCUCUGUGUGUGAAAAUCUGAAUGUUGUUUUCUACGAGGUUUUGUAUAAACUUGGUUCUAGUAACCUGCUGUGGUAUACGCAGUGAUAAUGUAUCUUUAGUGUUCUGGUUCUCA